Periophthalmus magnuspinnatus is the source of this 1332-nucleotide messenger RNA. Its product is annotated as glycoprotein endo-alpha-1,2-mannosidase-like protein. The transcript has 4 exons. The coding region runs from base 1 to 1332 and encodes 443 amino acids. The record is from RefSeq and is a predicted model, not a curated record. Lineage: Eukaryota; Metazoa; Chordata; Actinopteri; Gobiiformes; Gobiidae. Gene Ontology annotation, cellular component: Golgi apparatus. Gene Ontology annotation, molecular function: alpha-mannosidase activity.
AUGGCCCGUCUGCGCAGAAAAGCGUGCAUCGCCCUGUUUCUUUUUACGCUUUUCAUAUUCGGGAGUUUGAUGGGACUCCGGACGCUGAAACCCACUGAUGGCAUCUCGGAUCUGGGACUGGACUUUUUACCCCUAAUAGGAGGCAAGUUGGACCGGCGUUCUGUUGCACGUCCCCCCACUUUACCGGCUGCACCUCCAGGUCAAUCCCAAGCCCUAAACACCAAAGCGGCGCUGUCAAACUCCGGUCCAGACGGCGCCGUGUUCUAUGAUGUCCAUAUAUUUUACAGCACUUGGUACGGGGCACCACAGAUGGACGGGAAGUAUAUCCACUGGGACCACAUUCUCGUGCCGCAUUGGGACCCAAAAAUCGCGGCCAGUUAUCCCAGAGGAAGACAUAUGCCUCCGGAGGACAUAGGUUCUAGCUUCUACCCGGAGCUCGGCGCGUACAGUUCCCGAGACCCGGCCGUUCUGGAGUCCCACAUGGAGCAGAUAGGAGCAUCCGCUGCAGGAGUGCUGGUGGUGUCCUGGUAUCCCCCUGGUCUGGCUGACGACAAUGGUGAGCCCACAGAGGACCUGAUACCUGCUGUCCUGGAUGCAGCGUACAGACACAACCUCAAGGUAACGUUCCAUAUCCAGGCAUAUCAUGGGCGGAAUGACCAGAGUGUGCAUGACAAUGUCAAGUACAUCAUUGACAGAUAUGGGGACCACGGAGCUUUCUACAAGUUCACCACCAGCAAUGGAAAGAGCAUGCCUUUGUUCUACAUCUACGACUCUUACCUCACCUCCCCCGAGUCGUGGUCGGAGCUGCUGUCUCCCACGGGCUCCCACAGCCUCCGCGCCUCAGUCUAUGACUCCCUCUUCAUCGCCCUGAUUGUCGAGGAGCGCCACAAGCAUGACAUCUUAGCUGCAGGCUUUGAUGGCAUGUACACCUACUUCGCCUCCAAUGGCUUCUCCUUUGGAUCGUCUCACCACAACUGGAAAGCAAUCAAGGCAUUUUGUGAUGCCAAUAAUCUACUGUUCAUUCCGAGUGUGGGGCCAGGGUACAUAGACACCAGUAUAAGGCCUUGGAACAAUCAUAACACAAGGAAUAGGGUGAACGGGCGGUAUUAUGAAACAGCCCUGCAAGCUGCGUUAAACGUGCGGCCAGAGAUGGUAACUAUAACAUCCUUUAAUGAAUGGCAUGAAGGGACGCAGAUAGAAAGGGCGGUCCCAAAGAAGACUGUGAGCAGGGUGUACUUGGACUACCAGCCCCAUGGACCAGAGCACUUCCUGGAGCUCACACGAAACUGGAUAGAACAGUUCAACAAAGAGAAGGAGCAGUGGCUCAUGUGA